Linderina pennispora is the source of this 1344-nucleotide messenger RNA. RefSeq lists its product as uncharacterized. The transcript has a single exon. NCBI's taxonomy places the organism in Eukaryota, Fungi, Kickxellomycota, Kickxellomycetes, Kickxellales, Kickxellaceae. The coding region runs from base 279 to 860 and encodes 193 amino acids. The record is from RefSeq and is a predicted model, not a curated record.
AUCCACUGCGGCGGGCGCCGAUCCAACUGACUCUUCCUGAUUGAGGAUAGUUUUGCUUACUUUGUAUAACGAAAUCUUGCGCUGCUGAUGGCUUGGCUGUGUCCGACCGCAACGUGAGCUGGUCACGACGUAGAGUGCAAAAGUAUAAAAUACCCGGCACUUUCCUGGCUCUCGCCGAUGGGUCCCUCUGCCCCACCUAUAUACAGGCCGUCUUGGCACACCUCUUUUUCCCAGGUAUUCGGAACGCAAAUUUGUAAUUUAUUUUAUUUCAUUUCGAAAUGUCAUGGAGGGUCCUAUACACAGAGUCUGACUCGCUGCUGCAGUCAGCAUCACGACCAUGGUCACCUGCGGGCAGAAGCGUCAGCGCGAGCAGUGGCUCUACCGGCAGCACAGCAUUUGACCCCGCUGCAGAAGACCGCGUUCUAGGGAUUACUGGCAUCCCGAGCGAGAUAGACAACAAGGGCAGCACUGCGCGCGAUUUCUAUGCGGCCGAGCGCAACUUCCUGAGCUGGUUCCGGCUUGGGCUUGCAAUCAUGGCCACAGGCAUGGCUGCGCUUGCCGACUUUAAUGGCUCAAGAAACUCGUUCCCAGAUAACAUCGAGUUUUCCCGCUUCUACUACUGGCUGUCUGACUUUGUCGACCAGCAUACCACGGGCCUUGGUCUGCUACUGUUCUUUCCUGGCGGCUGUCACUAUUGUGGCAUCAAUGGCUUCAUUUGCUCAUGUACAUGCGCAGCUGGCGGUGAAACGCCGGCCGCUGCGGUGGUCAGGUGCUCUCCUGAUUGCUCUGGCGUUUAUCGUCGCUAUAACCACCACCAUCAUCGCGCUGUCCACGCUGCUGUCACGACAAGCGUAAUAUAGACCUCCCGAGCAACGCUUGUUCACAUGACCGCACGAACUCGCUCUUGUGUAUUUUUCAUUUUUGUUAGACUCAGAUAAUUACAUCACUACUUGAUGCAUGCCCUGGGCCGUGGACUCCACUGGCCAUGUGCAGCUAGGUGGCCAAAACUGCACGCUUGGUUUGGAAGCCCUGUUUGUUAUAGCUUUGAGUGGGUCUAUAGCAUGGACAAACCAGGGCAUUUGAUAGUGACCGUCGCGCUCGCAGAUGGACGGAAAAGGCAGACGAUUGGCAUUCGCAGGGGUGAUCUUCGUCAAGUAUACCGCCUAUGCUGCGAACCACAACGACCCAAGUCCAUCCACUCAGGGCUAGGCACCGCUGGUGAGGAGAGCGAUGGUAGCAUGGCCACUUCUGAUGUUGCCAAGCCAGAGGUAAGACUUUAUUGUGAUAGAAGCACUGUGGAUAUCGGGGUCAGGAUACCUCUAAAAAUAGAAAACCAGGCAUGCA